Molecule: messenger RNA, 3164 nt
Organism: Pogona vitticeps (central bearded dragon)
Lineage: Eukaryota; Metazoa; Chordata; Lepidosauria; Squamata; Agamidae
Gene: SAMSN1
Product: SAM domain, SH3 domain and nuclear localization signals 1
Biological process (GO): negative regulation of peptidyl-tyrosine phosphorylation; negative regulation of B cell activation
Cellular component (GO): nucleus; cytoplasm
Molecular function (GO): phosphotyrosine residue binding
Source: RefSeq, a predicted model, not a curated record
AAUAUUUCAAUGAGAUCUAGCAGAGACAGGAGUGAAGUCACAUCCUCAGCAGAAUAAGGAAGUUUUAUUUGAGGCGACUUCUGUGUAUCUCUACUCUUGCAUGCUGGCUGAGAAAAAAGAAUUACAAGCAAUUCUGUCUUGUAAGGAUAUUUUAAAUAAAUUUCAUUUGUAAGAUGUUGAAGAGAAAACCCUCCAAUGCUUCAGAGAAGGAGAAAUCUCAGAAACCAAAGAGAACAAGCAGCUUUGGGAACUUUGACCAUCGUGGACAUCAUUCGGUAUCAAAACAAGAAGAUUCACCUGAGACAUGCGAAGUGGAUGGUGUAAAUGAUGGUGCAGAAUCCGGACAUAACAAAUCACCCAAUAAUGGAGGGACCAUUGGAAAGAAGAUGAGGGCCAUUUCCAUGACCAUGAAGAAAAAGAUGGGCAAAAAGUACAUCAAGGCACUUUCAGAGGACAUGGACGAAGAAGGAAAAGAUAAUUCCUGCUCUAAUAGAGACAGUGAUCCUGGGGGAGGAUCAAACACUGAGAAGGUCUCUCUGAAAGCCAGUGACUCCAUGGACAGUCUCUAUAGUCUUAACAGUGGCCAAAGUUCAUCAAGUGGAGUAACCAGCUGCUCAGAUGGAACAAGCAACAGGGACAGCCUAAGGCUUGAUGAUGAAGUCCCUUACACUGGACCUUUCUGUGGCAAAGCCAAAGUACACACAGACUUCACACCAAGCCCUUAUGACACAGACUCUCUCAAAAUCAAGAAAGGAGAUAUAAUUGACAUCAUCUGUAAAACCCCAAUGGGCAUGUGGACAGGGUUGCUAAACAACAAGGUGGGAAACUUCAAAUUCAUUUAUGUGGAUCUUAUUACAGAAGAGGAAUCCACACCCAGAAAGAUAAAGCCACACAAGAGGAGCAAAAGGGUCAAGCCUGCUUCUCUUCAGGAACUCCUGGAACGGAUCCAUCUCCAGGACUAUUCAUCAACCCUCUUGCUAAAUGGCUAUGAAACACUGGAAGAUUUGAAAGAUCUAAAAGAAUGCCAUUUAAUUGAACUUAAUAUUGAAGACCCAGAAGAUCGAACAAGGUUACUCUGUGCUAUUGAGAAUCUUCAGGACUAUGAAAAUGAACAAGAGCAAGAAACAGAGCAAGUGCCACAGAGCUUAAGCCCUGACCUCAGCUUUAACAAGACACAGUUAAAUGACUGUCCAAGAGACUCUGGUUGUUACAUCUCACCAGAAAAUUCAGAUCACAGCAAAGAAGACCUGGAUACAGAGAAUUUGUCUGAUAUGGUAAAGACAAUCACCAUUACAGAAUCAAAUUGAAUCCAUUCAUAUUCUCAGCAAAAUUGUUAACACUGAAUUUGUGGCUUCAACAAAUGCACUGAAUUUGUCUGUAAGCAUAUGAAUGCAGUAACAAACAUUAUCAAGCCUGUCAUCUGAUUUCCAGCUUUUAAAAACAAUUAUACAAACCUCUUAAAAGCAUAGGUGAUGGUUUUUCAAUUCAUUUUUAAUUUUCCUAAAGGCAGAGUGAUUGCAUUUUUAUACAUUAUUUGUACAGGAAAUUACUUUUCUGUCAUACAAGAUUGACUAGCUAAUGGUUUAUAAUUCUAAGACUUUUCCUCUCUAAAACUAAAAAACAAUCUAAAUAUUGUAAAUAGUGUACAUAAUUUGUUAUUUUGCAAAGCAAAGGCUAGUUAUCCUGUCAUUUUUAUCUGAUGAUACAUUUAUAUGAAAUACUACUGUGCCACCAGAAUGCCUCUGCAAUUAUAAUGUAAGCAGUCAAAUGUUUGAUUAUGAAUAUUUCUGGCUCUAAUUUAAUUAAUACAAUAUGCAGAGUUAACCCUAAUAAUUACUGAAAACAAUAUACACUGCUGUGAGUGAAGAAACAUUAGUGUAUACUAGACAGUCGACUGUUUACAUCAAACUGGACUGUGUAUUCUGAAUACAUCAUCAAUGUGUUUUAUAUAUAUGAUUAAGAAUAUGAUUUCCAUUUCUAUGAAGGAACCAUUCUUUUAAUGUGUGUGAUUUGAAAAUAGGCAUACAAAAUUUCUGUUUCUUAAUAAACAAUUAAGAUUUAUAAAAUAAUACAUAAAGUAAAAUUGUCCACCACGACUCACAAAUGGUCAUAUCUGCAUGUAUGUUAGAUUUUCCUUCUUUGGUUUAAAUACACCCUUUUAAAACCCGAUUGAAAAUAAACUAGUAUCACUGAGUUCAUGUUACUUUGAACAUGGAAAUUUAUAAAACAGAAAUUUCACAGUCUUGUUUACUACAAAUUAUAACAAAUCAUCUUUGUUCAAUGUCUCAUGCUGAAAAUAAAGCUUCCCCAAACUGAAAAAGGGUUUGACUGAAAAUUCAAUACAUUCCAAUUUUAUAGGUACAAUGCAAUGACUGAUUAGGAAAUUCAAUGAGCUUGGAUUUUUCACUAGGAAGUGUAGCAAAGGUCAGCAUUACUCCAAACUCCAUAAUCUAUUUUGGAUUUUUGAUGACUCAAUAGUACUAGUGAGCUUGACAGAUUCUGGAAGCUUCUGACCAGUACUUGGGAAAGUUACUUUCUGGACUACAUAUCUCAAAAUCCUCCAGCCAGUGGCAAAAUCAGAUGGGGAUUCUGACAACUGUUGUCCAAACAAUGACUUUCUCAGGCUCAGACUGUGACAUUUCAGUAUGCUUCUGAUAUCAUGCCCUCUGGCUAUCCCGUGCUACUUAAUAUCUACUUGGAAGCCUCUGAUCGCGUUGAUGGAGUUGUGUGCAGGUCUCUCUCAUGCAAAUGCUGGAUUUCCUCCUCCUCAGUUGACAAUCCAGGUGGAAGGACUAAUAUGAAACACCUGGUUCUAGAAUGCUAAAUACUUCUAUACAAGAUAAGACAAUAAUUCCUCAGACCUUGCACUUAGAUAAGGUAUUUGUCUGGAAAAAAAAUAGCAUAGAUGCAAUCCUACAGGUAUUGUCAUGUGCUAUCAUUUGAACUGAGGAAAUAAAAAAUGAAAGACCCACUUCAAUUAGAUUAGAAGUCUUUAUAUGCAGCUUACUUUUAACAAAAGCUGGGGUCAUUUGUUGCUCAAAUGUGUCUGUAAGACUGCAAAAUGUUAACCUAGGCAAGCCAGUGGCAGUAUUUUGGAACAGUAAAGACAGAUGUUGUUAAACUUCAUGUCUUCUUCAGAAGGUGAAGAACAAAGGUAACACAGA